This is a messenger RNA of Paramormyrops kingsleyae, 3921 nucleotides long. RefSeq names its product solute carrier family 4 member 5a (gene slc4a5a). Gene Ontology annotation, cellular component: plasma membrane. Gene Ontology annotation, biological process: monoatomic anion transport; regulation of intracellular pH; bicarbonate transport. Gene Ontology annotation, molecular function: monoatomic anion transmembrane transporter activity; solute:inorganic anion antiporter activity; sodium:bicarbonate symporter activity. The record is from RefSeq and is a predicted model, not a curated record. NCBI's taxonomy places the organism in Eukaryota, Metazoa, Chordata, Actinopteri, Osteoglossiformes, Mormyridae.
GUGAGUCACCCUGUAUGCCUUCACGCACAGAUAUGGCUCUGAUUAAGGGGAACGCAAGUUGUGGGCUUCAAAACUCCAUAUCAGAAGUGUGUCCAGCAGCAGAGCGCCUACACUACAUCCUGGGUGAUGACGAUGAUAUGGCCACACCCACGCUCUUCACUGAGAUGGACACACUUCAGCAUGAGGGUGGUGAGCUGGAGUGGAAGGAGUCUGCCAGGUGGGUGAAGUUUGAGGAGAAGGUGGAAGAGGGCGGGGAGCGGUGGAGCAAGCCACACGUGUCCACACUGUCCCUGCAUAGCCUGUUUGAGCUGCGUACCUGUCUGCAGACCGGCACCAUCUUGCUCGACCUUGAGGGCUACUGCCUGCCCCAGAUCGUGGAUGACAUUAUCGAGCGGCAGAUAGAGGAGGGCCUGCUAGGGGUCGAGCUGAGGGACAGGAUCGCCUUCGUCCUGCUGAGGAGGCACCGGCAUCAGACCAAAAAGCCCAUUCACCGCUCGCUGGCCGACAUCGGGAAGACAAGCUCCACUGGCCGCAGUCCAAGUCGAAGCCCUGGUGCAGCUCCAGGCUUCAAUUGCUCCACGGAGGACCUGCAACUGAAGCAGACAGGGAGCUACGGCCGUCUGCGACACACCCAGAGUCGCAGCAUGAAUGACAUCUCAGACACGCCUAGCACAGACCAGCUGAAAAACAAGUUCAUGAAGAAGAUCCCUCGAGAUGCAGAGGCUUCCAACGUCCUGGUGGGGGAGGUGGACUUCCUGGAGAAGCCCUUUGUUGCCUUUGUGCGUCUGGCUCAGGCCACCACACUGGGAGGUUUGACUGAGGUCCCCGUGCCAACUAGGUUCCUAUUUAUCCUGCUGGGUCCUCCUGGCAAAUCUAAGUCCUACAAUGAAAUCGGCCGUGCCAUUGCCACUCUCAUGGUGGAUGACCUUUUCAGCAGAGUGGCCUACAAGGCCAGGGACCGGGAGGACCUUAUCGCUGGCAUUGAUGAGUUCCUCGAUGAGGUUAUCGUGCUUCCACCAGGAGAGUGGGACCCCAAAAUCCGCAUUGAACCCCCCAAGAAGGUACCUUCUGCAGAAAAGAGGAAGUCUGUCUACUCUUUAAACGAGCUGGGGCAGAUUAACGGGACUGCAGGAGAGAGCGGGGGCGUGAGUGAGGAUGAGGAGAUGCCUACUGCACAUGAAGUAGGAGAGGAGCUGGUGUUCACAGGAAGGUUCUGUGGUGGUCUGCUCCUGGAUAUCAAGCGAAAGCUGCCCUGGCUUCCCAGCGACUUCUAUGAGGGCUUCCACAUCCAGUCCAUCUCUGCUGUGCUCUUCAUCUACUUGGGCUGCAUCACCAACGCCAUCACCUUUGGCGGGCUGCUAGGUGAUGCCACUGACAACUACCAGGGAGUGAUGGAGAGCUUCCUUGGGACAUCCCUGGCAGGUACUGUGUUCUGCCUCUUUGGAGGGCAGCCACUCAUCAUCCUCAGCUCCACGGGGCCAAUUCUGAUCUUUGAGAAGCUCCUCUUCGAUUUUAGCAAGAGCAACAGCAUUGACUACAUGGAGCUGCGUCUAUGGAUUGGACUUCACUCGUGUCUCCAGUGCUUUCUGCUGGUCGCUACGGACGCCAGCUACAUCAUCAAGUACGUCACCCGCUUCACAGAGGAAGGGUUCUCCAGCCUCAUCUCCUUCAUCUUCAUCUCAGAUGCCAUCAAGAAGAUGAUGGACUCUUUCAGCUAUUACCCCAUCAACAUGGACUUCGAGCCUGAUCUCAUCACCAUGUACAGGUGCGAGUGCAUGGCCCCUAACCAAGUGGUUCCAAUCAUUUUCAAUGUCUCAGCUCUGCUAGUGCCAGAAAACACCACUGACCUAUCUGUGCUCAAUGUGACAGCCCUGGACUGGAGCCAGCUCAGUAAGGUGGAGUGUCUGAAGUACGGGGGCUCUCUGACGGGCAGCUCCUGCGAGUUUGUCCCUGACCUGACACUCAUGUCCUUCAUCCUCUUCUUUGGCACCUACUCCAUGACGGUCUCACUCAAGAAAUUCAAGUUUAGCCGCUACUUCCCCACAAAGCUCCGGAAGCUCAUCAGCGACUUUGCCAUCUUCUUGUCAAUCCUGACAUUUGUGGCUCUUGAUAUGUUCAUCGGGCUGAAGACCCCGAAGCUCAUUGUUCCGACGGAGUUUAAGCCGACUCGCCCUGAUCGUGGCUGGAUGGUGAUGUCGUUUGGGAAGAACCCUUGGUGGAUGUACCUGGCCAGCUUCAUCCCUGCCCUUCUGGUCACCAUCCUCAUCUUCAUGGACCAGCAGAUCACUGCUGUCAUAGUCAACCGCAAAGAGAACAAGUUAAAGAAAGGCUGCGGGUACCACCUGGACCUCUUCUGGGUGGGCGUCCUCAUGGCCGCCUGCUCCCUCAUGGGGCUCCCGUGGUACGUGGCUGCCACCGUCAUCUCCAUUGCCCACAUCGACUCGCUCAAGAUGGAGAGCGAGUGCAGUGCCCCCGGCGAGCAGCCGCAGUUCCUGGGAGUGCGGGAACAGAGGGUGACAGGGAUCCUGGUGUUUGUCCUGACUGGAGUCUCCAUCUUCCUUGCCCCCAUACUGCAGUUCAUUCCCAUGCCUGUGCUCUAUGGGGUUUUCCUCUACAUGGGCGUGGCUUCUCUCAGUGGCAUCCAGUUCUGGGACAGGAUUAAGCUCUUCCUGAUGCCAUCCAAGCACCAGCCCGACUUGUCGUUCCUGCGUCACGUCCCCCUGCGCCGAGUCCACCUCUUCACCCUGGUGCAAAUCAUCUGCCUGUCUGUGCUCUGGAUUCUGAAGUCCACAGCACUGGCCAUCAUCUUCCCAGUCAUGAUCCUGGGCCUAAUGGUGGUGAGGAAGAUGCUGGACAUGGUGUUUGCUCAGCACGACCUGGCCUGGCUGGAUGACUUGCUGCCCGAGAAGGAGAAGAAGGCAGUGGAUGAGAAGAAGAACGAGAGGAGCAAGAAGAAAGUCAGAGGAGGGGAGGACGGAGACGAUGAGGAGAAGUACCACACCUACUCUAACUGCUCUCCUGCUGCAUCCGACCUGGACCGCAGCAUCACUCUGCACCUGAGGAUCUCCUGUCCGCCUUCCCCCGCCGCGCCCUUCGCCCGAGGAGUAGGCUGCACCGUGCCACAGGUCAAGAUAGAGAUGGAGUCCGACUACGAGGACAGUGAGCACCGACACAGAGACAUGAGCAGUGAAACCACACUGUAAGGCCACCCUCAGAACGUACACACUCACCAUCCAGGACCACUGUGACCGGACAUGCUGCACUGAAUAAUCAGUCUCAUAUCUGUUUCCAUUCUACCACUGACCAAAUCAUCAUCUUCCUUCUGUCAUUUUCAGUUGGCCACUUCCAAACUGUGUCAGCCAGCUAGGUGAGAAAGCUUUUUUAGACUAUAUAGACGCUCCCUGGGUUACAUUCUGAUAAACCUAAUGUAAGGUGAAAAUAUCAUGAGGUGAAAAUGCAUUUAAUACAGCACACCUAACAAACAUGCUUAGCCUACCGUUGGGCAAAAUCGUUAACGCAAAGCCUGUUUCAUAAUAAAGUGUUGAAUAUUUAAUGUAAUUUAUUUAAUAAUCAUACCCAUCGUAAAGUCAAAAUAUCAUAACAUGGACCCUCGUAAUCCGGGGAGCAUCUGUACACGUUUCUUGCACAUCCUUGCCCAAACAUGUAGCUGGUCAUUCAUUCACUGCAGAGACAGUAGUUUACCACAGGGUGGCGCUCUGUGGUCUGCAGCACUCACUACCUUGGGAUUGCUGUGAAAACAUACUUUUGUGCAUAUAUGGCUUUCAUGAACGUGUCUGGGGGACACCAUCAAAAACACGGGUAUAUUUACCGCACUUGGGUCCCCACGUAUUCUAUACUUGAAGUAAAACAACAGCCAGAGUAUUUUCUGACUUUAGUUUUGUAUGUUUAUGCCUGAUUACU